Peromyscus maniculatus bairdii (prairie deer mouse) is the source of this 931-nucleotide messenger RNA. It is a transcript of the gene Gimd1, whose product is annotated as GIMAP family P-loop NTPase domain containing 1. NCBI's taxonomy places the organism in Eukaryota, Metazoa, Chordata, Mammalia, Rodentia, Cricetidae. Gene Ontology annotation, molecular function: GTP binding. The record is from RefSeq and is a predicted model, not a curated record.
CAGUAUCAGUCCCCUGCUGGUACCACAGUCAGGAGACUAAAGUUCAUUUCAAAGAAUACACUGUACCAGUUCCAAGAAAGUCUGUGAAGAAUAGGUUUCCAAGACGGCAAAAGAUAUGACAGACACCAACAAGAUGACCAUCAAUUUGGCUGUCUUUGGCAGGACUCAGAGUGGGAAGAGUUCAGCAGGGAAUACUCUUUUGGGAAGUGCUGACUUCUACAGCAGUUUCUCUCCAGGCUCUGUAACUGAAGACUGCCACCUGGGCCGCAGCUGUCACCUCCACAGCUUCAUGCGUCGAGGGGGACAAGAAGUAACCCUGCAGAUACAGGUCCUGGACACUCCAGGGUAUCCACACAGCAAGCUGAGCAUGAGACAUGUGAAGCAGGAAGUCAAGAAGGCCCUGGCACAUCACUUUGGACAAGAGGGUCUCCAUCUUGCUCUGCUCGUCCAGAGAGCAGAUGUGCCUUUCUUCGGACAGGAAGCACCUAACCCAGUCCAGUUGAUCCAGGAACUUCUGGGAGAUUCUUGGAAGAAUUACACUGCUGUUCUUUUUACCCACGCAGAAAAAAUAGAAGAGGCAGGGAUCAGUGAAGAUGAAUAUUUGCACGAGGCUUCUGAUACACUGUUAACUCUGCUAAAUUCUGUUCAGCGGAGGUAUGCUUUCCUGUAUGAAAAAGGUAACUUGUGCAAUGAACAAAGAUUUCAAGUCUUAGAAAGAAUCAUGGAAUUUAUAAAAGAAAAUCAUUAUCAAGUUCUUAGUUUUACAUAAAAUUUAAGUGAAAAGAAAAGAGCACUGGGUAUCACUUAAGGUAUGGAAAUCUAAUUUUAAAAUCUUGCCUUUGUUCACAUGAAUAUUGGGAAUGAGAAUUCCCUGUACUGAUGUAUAGCCAUUUUGGAAAAUUGUAAAUAAAAAAUAAUAUCAAGGAUUCAA